Molecule: messenger RNA, 2081 nt
Organism: Ochotona curzoniae (black-lipped pika)
Lineage: Eukaryota; Metazoa; Chordata; Mammalia; Lagomorpha; Ochotonidae
Gene: MUL1
Product: mitochondrial E3 ubiquitin protein ligase 1
Exons: 4
Coding region: 50-1108 (352 amino acids)
Biological process (GO): organelle organization; protein ubiquitination
Cellular component (GO): mitochondrion
Molecular function (GO): ubiquitin-protein transferase activity
Source: RefSeq, a predicted model, not a curated record
CGACCCAGGAGUGGCGUCCCAGGUGGAGGGCGGGCGGCGCGGCGAGGUCAUGGACAGCGGAGGAAGGCCCUCGCUGGGCCAGUUCAUCCUGCUGGGUACCAGCUCCGUCGUCACCGCCUUCCUGUACUCAGUGUACCGACAGAAGGCUCAGGUCUCCCGGGAGCUCAAGGGAGCUAAAAAAAUCCACCUGGGUAAAGAUUUAAAGAGUAUUCUUUCAGAAGCUCCAGGAAAAUGUGUGCCUUACGCAGUUAUUGAAGGAGCUGUGCGAUCUGUUAAAGAAACCCUGAACAGCCAGUUUGUGGAGAACUGCAAGGGGGUGAUUCAGCGGCUGACCCUGCAGGAGCACAAGAUGGUGUGGAAUCGAACAACGCACCUGUGGAAUGACUGUUCCAAGAUCAUCCACCAGAGGACCAACACGGUGCCCUUUGACCUGGUGCCCCACGAGGAUGGCGUGGAUGUGGCUGUGCGUGUGCUGAAGCCCCUGGACUCGGUGGACCUGGGCUUGGAGACAGUGUACGAGAGGUUCCACCCCUCGGUGCAGUCCUUCACGGACGUCAUUGGCCACUACAUCAGCGGCGAGCGCCCCAAAGGCAUCCAGGAGACGGAGGAGGUGCUCAAGGUGGGAGCCACGCUCACGGGCGUGGGCGAGCUGGUCCUGGACAACGACGCCGUCCGCCUGCAGCCCCCCAAACAGGGCAUGCAGUACUACCUCAGCAGCCAGGACUUCGACAGCCUGCUCCAGAGGCAGGAGUCGAGCGUCAGAUUCUGGAAGGUUCUGGUGCUGGUCUUCGGCUUUGCCACGUGCGCCAUGCUUUUCUUCCUCCUGCGGAAGCAGUACUUGCAGUGGCAGGAGCGCCUGCGCCUGCAGCAGAUGCAGAAGGAGUUACGGGAGCAGGUGUCCCGGAUGCUGAGCGAGGCCCAGUCGGAGGACAGGGAGGGCCUGGGCUCCACCUGUGUCGUAUGUCUGACCAACGUCAGGUCCUGUGUCUUCCUGGAGUGCGGGCAUGUGUGCUCGUGCAGCGAGUGCUACCUGGCCUUGCCGGAGCCCAAGCGCUGCCCCAUCUGCCGGAGGGAUGUCACCCGGGUGGUCCCGCUGUACAACAGCUAGGCUGCCUUGCCCACCCGGGAGGGGUCCCUGCCCAGCAGGGCAUGAGGAGGAAAGCCCUGUGCAGGGGCUGCCAUGGGGAGGGGGCACCUUCUUGGGCCCCAGCAAGUGUGCGUGAUAGAAUCGCCUGAAUGCCACAGCCAGUGGCUUGGCGGCUUCAGCCCUUCUCCGGGGUGUGUGGUUGUUGCUUGCUGUACGCCUGCAGGGCUGAGUCCGGGGUGAGGUGGGCUGUGAGUGUCGGAGCUCCUCACGGAGUGACCUCUGGAAAGACAGAGGCGGGCUGUGGUCUGUGUGGCUCUGCCCUCCGGAAGGGCCUGCUUCCCGAGUGUCCUGCUGGCGACACCCUACCGUCUGUCUCUUCUCCCCUGUUUGCCUCCUGCACAGGAGCCUUUGUGCAGACAGGACAGCAGAUGGUGAACCCCGUGUGUCUGCCUCUGCCUGCCUCAGGGGGAGACCCCGUUGGCAGAAGGAAGAGAGGCCCGACUCCGCUACCGCAGGGCGGCUGCCCCAGGGCACAGUGCCAGCCUGAAGUGGAGCGGCCGGCCAGCACAGCUCUAGUUUGCGUGCUGCAGAGGAGUGUCAAGGCACCCACAGGAAGCAGGAUGCCCCUCCGCGCAAACUCUUCGCUUUUGUAGUUUUGUUUGCAAGAAGUUGCUAGCACCCCAAACAGCACACUUUUCAGCGCUGCUCCCCUGCCCUGAUCUGAGGCCUAGUUGUCAUUCUGUGGGUGCAUCACACUGUCUACCCCACAUUCUCCUCACCCCACAGCUGCCCGGCCAAGCCCAGGAACACAAGAAGUGGCUGGGGGACCUUCGUCGCCUCCCUGUGGGCAUGGGACACACACAGUUGUUUUCUGCUUGCCUUCCCUGCCUUCAUGUCCUGGUCCUCUCUGUGGGGAGCAGGGGCACCCUCAGGGUGACACUGGUACUGUGCAGUGUCCAGUGUGAACAGCACAAAUUAAACACCUUAUAGCCGA